AUGCCCUUUAAGAUUCGAAUGCAAGCUCCAGCUGCCGCUGGCGGCAUGCCCGGUCCGCAACCUGCACCGCCGGUUAAUCGCCGAACCAGCAGUGGCAAGGUCUUCUCCGAACUGCUGACCCCGAGCCAGAUCCAGCUCAAGUUGGCCUCGGAAGCUACGGCCCCCCCAGACCCACCGCCGGCACCCAUUGUCCAGGUCACGGCCAACGCCGCAUUGCUCUGCUGGAAGCCACUGCGUCAAGGCGUGGGGCGCAUCGUCCUGCAAGCCAUGCCCGUUAAAAAGGCGGGGGCCAAAGCCAACUUUAAGAAGUUUGAGCUCGGAGGCAAAGUUGGCGGUUGUCGGACCGUUCUCGUUUCGGGCUGUGAUCGCAUCUCCAGCGCAGUCAUAUCCGGCUUGGAGGAGAACCGUUGGUAUGUGUUUCGCCUCGUCGUGUCCAAUAAUUACGGGGCUGUCGAAGGUGCGCCCAGUGUGGCCCGAGCUACUGGUGACCUUAUCAAAGAAGAAAUUAAGGGCUCUAUCCGGCGCAAAGAUCGAAGGCCCCGCCGCAGUACUCCAGACAUUACCGACUCGCGUGCUGUCCUGGCCGAAGCCGCUGAGCAGCAAGGCAAAGACGUCCGAGCUGAGCGACGUCGAUCCGGGCAAGCCUUGGACGCCUCACAAGACGCUCAGGAUCCAAACCCGUCACAGGCCGCAUCUCAUGUGUCCAGCAAGUUUGAAGACGCUGGUUCCGAUGAGGUACUCACGUUGGACCAUGCCAUCGAGCGAGGCGAUCAACUGCCCAUUGUGGAGGACCACGAUGCUCCUGGGACUGCCACUCAGACCUCUGGCCAGGCCAAGGCGCAGGAGGCCCUGGUAGAGAAAGCCAGCAUCGACGACCCUCGCGAUGAAGGUCCGGAAGUAGGGGCAGCGGUCCGGGAGUUUACAACGGAAAGGCUGGCUGUUGCCACGAAUCGUAACACUCCAAUCAGUAGCGAGGAGGCCAAUUCCGAAUCGACAACACACGCCCUCUCCCUCGCCGCACCCAUCGCAACGCGUGCAGCCUCGUCCGGGGCACCCGAGACCAACAAAAAGUCGACCAAGUCUCGACUUGGUGCUGGCAUUGAUACCUCCUUCAUCGACGCUCCCUCCAAGAUUGAAGAGCAAGAGGAGCGCCGCCGGCAAGCCACGCAAAUGUUCAAGCGGGAGAACGCCGACGAGCCGGAGCGAAGCCGCAUCUUCCAGGCCUUGAAUCCGCAGCCGCUCUGGUACCAAUCCCGCCGUGAAAAGGAGGAGCUGGAAGAUGAAGAGGACGGUGCACAUCGCGUGCACGUGCGGGGCACUGGUUUGGGUGCACUUGACGAGGAGGAUAUCAGCUAUGCUCGCCCCAUCCAGUCUGACCAAGAGGACGACGGCCAGGAGGCAGAGAGCGAGGACGAGGAUGAGGAUGAGACUGGUUAUGAUACGGACAAUGCACCUGAUUUUGGCGAGCUGCAGAGCGAGCUGGAUGAGUUGCGCCGCCGUCGAGCGGAAAAGGAACAACAACGUCGUCGCCGCAUGAAAGAGGAACAUGAACGAAAGCGUCUUCAGGAGCAAGCACAACGCGAAAUAGAGCUUGAAGCUAUCCGAGCCAAGGAACAGGAGCGCGAAAAGGCCGAAGCCAUUACGGAUGCUGAUGUCGAGGCGGCCCAGGCGCGAGCAGCUGAGACUGCCAAGUACAUGACCUUUGCUUGGGACUGA
Monosiga brevicollis MX1 is the source of this 1716-nucleotide messenger RNA. RefSeq lists its product as uncharacterized. The record is from RefSeq and is a predicted model, not a curated record. The coding region runs from base 1 to 1716 and encodes 571 amino acids. The transcript is spliced from 2 exons. Lineage: Eukaryota; Choanoflagellata; Craspedida; Salpingoecidae. Gene Ontology annotation, molecular function: protein binding.